AUCCCAAUCUAUUUGUCCCCUUAUCACUCAGCACUUUAUUCUUCUCUCUCCAUUAAUCUUCCUUGAAAGAAAAUCAUCUUUGCUUUCACCCAUGACCACUGUUUAUGACCCUUCACACCAUCUCACCUCCAAAAAAUUGUGUUUCAAGGACCUUGAAAUCCCUCCAAGGAAAAAGCAACUCCAUUGUUGCCACAACGCCGCCGCCAUGGAACUUCCCCACCACGAAGCUAGGCUCCACAAAUACCUUCCUUCCAAUGAAGACGAUGACGGCACCGAUGAUCCAUACGGCACCGACCAUUUCCGCAUGUACGAGUUCAAGGUAAGAAGGUGUACAAGGAGCCGUAGCCACGACUGGACUGACUGUCCUUUUGCUCAUCCAGGUGAAAAAGCCCGACGUCGUGACCCUACUCGGUACCAAUACUCCUCCACCAUCUGUUCUGACUUCCGCCGUGGCGGUGGUUGCCCUCGCGGCGAUGACUGUGAGUUCGCUCAUGGAGUGUUUGAGUGUUGGCUACACCCUACACGUUACAGAACCGAAGCUUGUAAAGAUGGUAAGAAUUGCAAGCGUAAGGUUUGCUUCUUUGCUCAUUCGUCACGUGAGCUUCGUCUCUUGCCGGAAUCACAACCUCCAUACAAAAACUCUGAAAAGAACUAUAACCAUUGCUGCUUGUUUUGCCGGUCCGUUACAUCGUCGUCGUCGUUGUCCCCAACAAGCACUCUCUUGGGUUUAUCUCAUUUCUCGAGAUCCCCAUCCCUGUCACCGCCUCUAUCUCCCUUAAAACACCAGCAAAGAACACCAAGGUACGGCGGUGAUCGUAUUAGUAAAUUUGGAACCGAAAUGACAAGCAGUUACGAUGAUGUUUUUUUGAAGGAAGUCAUGAGUUAUUUAGGAACCAUGAAUUUGUCCGAAGUAUCUUCACCAAUGGCUACUACUGCAAAUACAAACAUUCCAUGCUUCGAUGUUUCAUUCAAAGGAGCUCCUUCAAUGGUAAGUCCUUCUGGUUCUGGUGAAUAUUUCAAUGGUGGUGGUGAUGAUGAGAAAAACAAUGGAAACGGUGUCGUUUUGGAUCAUGAUCUCGACCUCGGGUGGGUUAAUGAGCUCUUGAUGUAGAGGAAGAAGAUAUAUAUAUAUAUAUGAUCUGCAAAGUGUAUAUAUUUUAUGUGUGAUUGGGUUUAAAAAGAUUGCUGAUCUGAUGAUUGUUUUUAAAUAUUUCAUAUUGCAAACCAAGUUAAUUUCAAUUUGUAAGGCUUUUUUUUCUUGAAGAGAUCUAAUAUGAUCUUCUUUUUAUUUAUGUACUUUCUUAACUUAUGAAAUAUUGAUGAAGUCAAAACUUUUGUUCUCUUCU
This is a messenger RNA of Gossypium raimondii (Peruvian cotton), 1346 nucleotides long. RefSeq names its product zinc finger CCCH domain-containing protein 2. Gene Ontology annotation, molecular function: metal ion binding. Bases 92 to 1111 code for a protein of 339 amino acids. The transcript has a single exon. The record is from RefSeq and is a predicted model, not a curated record. NCBI's taxonomy places the organism in Eukaryota, Viridiplantae, Streptophyta, Magnoliopsida, Malvales, Malvaceae.